Molecule: messenger RNA, 2239 nt
Organism: Drosophila virilis
Lineage: Eukaryota; Metazoa; Arthropoda; Insecta; Diptera; Drosophilidae
Gene: ReepA
Product: Receptor expression enhancing protein A
Cellular component (GO): cytoplasmic microtubule; endoplasmic reticulum membrane
Molecular function (GO): microtubule binding
Source: RefSeq, a predicted model, not a curated record
UACACUUUUCGCGACAUAUACACAUCUCCAGCUGUGUUGUUAUUUGUCCGUCUCUGUCUGCGUUUUUGUUUAACAAAAGCAUUGUUCGCGCGCGCAAUGCAGCCAGAAACUGCACUAAGUGGUCGAAACGAAAAGUAACAAAAAAUGUAGUUAAAACAAUUGGGCAAUUAGUUAUUGGAGUGCUGCGCAACACGGUGCUACGGCGUUGUUGUUGUUGUUAUCGUUGUAAUUAGCAAACGGAGAAUCACAGCAACCAACAAAAAAAAAAAACCAGAAAAACAUCGUAAGCGUCAAAAUUUGUUUGUUCCUUCAACGAGUAUACACUAAAAACAAAACAAGCUUAACUAGAACGUUUGCAAAUUGGGUGAGUUAUUGUGCAAGAAAUUUCAGCGACAAGCGGCAGCGGCAGAAGCAGAAGCAGAGCAGCGUAACAAAGGACGCGCAAAGCUUUCAAUAUGAUCAGCAGCUUAUUUUCACGGCUAAUAAUAUUGUUCUUCGGCACUCUAUAUCCGGCCUAUGCCUCCUACAAGGCGGUGCGCACAAAGAAUGUCAAGGAAUAUGUCAAAUGGAUGAUGUACUGGAUUGUCUUUGCAUUUUUUACAUGCAUUGAAACAUUCACGGACAUAUUUCUAUCGUGGUUCCCAUUUUACUAUGAGGUCAAAGUGGUAAUUGUCUUGUGGCUGCUAUCGCCAGCCACAAAGGGCAGUUCCACAUUGUAUCGCAAGUUUGUGCAUCCCAUGCUGACGCGACGCGAACAGGAAAUCGAUGAGUAUUUGAAUCAGGCACGCGAACGCGGCUACUCAGCGGUGCUGCAGCUGGGAUCUAAGGGUGUUAACUAUGCCACAAACGUCAUCAUGCAGACGGCCAUAAAGGGCGGCGGCAACUUGGUGCAGACCAUCAAGCGCAGCUACAGCCUCAGCGAUCUGAGUGAGCCCGAUAUGCAUCGCACCCAGGAUGAACUGGACGAGGUCAUGUCUUCAACAUCAACAGUGAUGAUGCGUCCCCAGCCAGGGCGACUGCUGCGUCAGCGCCAUCAGACGCCGGUGGGACGUUCCGCUAGCGGCACACGCCACUCAACUGGCAUGUACUUUGGCGAGGUGGAUGUCAGCUCCAGCUCCAGCUCCGCUGCUGCCGGCAAACAUGCUGGCGAUUUCAACUACAAUAUACGUAGCACGGAUGACAUCAGUUCGGGCUAUUCCAGUGCGGAGCCGGUUAGUGCCCCACUCGCCAGCGGCCUAAGUCGCACCUCAUCCAUGACAAAUGCUUCCAAGGGCCGUGUGAAGUCAAAACGGAACGAGCAAAUGCUGGAAGAUAUGCGCGCAGAGGUAUAUUUGGAAAAUGAGCGCUACUUUCAAAUGGCCAGAGCGCAACAGCUGAAGAGUAAUGCCCAGAGGCAGUUGCAGAUUGUGGAGAGCGAAGAAGAGAAUGACAGGAACUACGAGAAGCAGGAGGAGGAGGAGGAGGAAGAUGAGGAUAGCUUCUAUGAGGCAAUGAAUGCAUUAGAAGCUGUUGAAAGCAUAGCUUCAGCACAGAGCAUAGAGUCAGCUGACACGGACGAACCUGCUGCAAUUGAAGAGCCAGGCAAGAGAAUGGAAACAGAGGAGCUCAGCGAGAACGAGGAGUCGUUUAAGGAAGCCCUGAAUACAGCACCAGCUGAUGCGGAAAUCAAUUUGGGCGCCUACCAAAUGAAAUCCAUUGAAACGGCCAACAAAGCAGAUGACUUUAAAGCACUUGUGGAUCCCUUUUUAUUGGUGGUAACCGAGUCCAAAUUGGAAAUGGAAGCAGCGGAAGCAGCCAAUGCAGAUGUUAAAAAAGCGCAAUCCGUGUCACCACGUGAGUUGGUGGCUACGCUGGAGGAGAUCAAGCACAGUUUUCGCGCGCAGUUGGAACCGGAGACAUCACCACUGCGUCCCAAGGCACAGCAUGGCAAGGGGCGUGCACCGGCGCCGCCUGUGCCGCCAUUGCCGCCACGCAAGGAAUCGCGUGCAGCGGACAAUGUGAGCCUCAACUCUGUGACGUCCACGCAAUCGGAGCGCAGCAAGUCAGGUAUCGGCUAUCUAUUCAAAAGUAUGAAAGAUAAUGUGCUGCGCAAAGCUAAUCAGCAAACGGAUGAGGCGCUCAGCAGCAGCUCAGCCAAAGAAACGUCCAUUUGAUGACAAAUCCAUGUCCGCUAGCUGCACCACCUUGCCCCGCAGCAGCAGCAGCCGCAAGGCGGACAAAGCUCAGGCAACGACUGCUU